Messenger RNA from Daldinia caldariorum, 1719 nucleotides. RefSeq lists its product as uncharacterized. The record is from RefSeq and is a predicted model, not a curated record. Gene Ontology annotation, biological process: double-strand break repair. The coding region runs from base 94 to 1506 and encodes 470 amino acids. Gene Ontology annotation, molecular function: 5'-tyrosyl-DNA phosphodiesterase activity; single-stranded DNA binding. The transcript has a single exon. Gene Ontology annotation, cellular component: cytoplasm; PML body. Lineage: Eukaryota; Fungi; Ascomycota; Sordariomycetes; Xylariales; Hypoxylaceae.
UCCUUAAACCAUAUUGCCAGAAUCAGCACGUUAAUAGAAUCGGAGUAGCCAUCUUAAUACCACGACGACAAGACCAACGCUUAACUUACAUUUAUGAGCAUGUAUGGCCUCUUUACAACCCGAGGCUUUUGCCUUUCUAUGAAUAGAAGUGUUUUUGUACCAUAUCUAGGUCAACGCUACGCUACCUCGCAUGGGAGCUCUUUCGGUAGAAAUGGAGGCUUAAAUCAGCGCUGGAAGCCAUGGUUCCAAGGAAAACCGCGAAGCCUGAGCUCGAUUGGACCUUGCCAAACUUCUCAGCACCCAUCACGGGAAUAUCGCCGAAUAGCUCUCGAACUUAGGCGCCGAGGCGAUUUCCGCAACGUCGACGACCUCUCUGACUUUGAAUUCAACGAAUUAUACCUCGACGCCAUGCCACUGGGGCCCCGCGAACUGAUGGACCGUACAGCGCCUAAGACGUCCACACCACAGUCUCUCAUCGACCAUCAGAGUAGCCCCAGCUUCCUCCAGCCACACAUAUAUAACCCCCAAUCUUCAUCCUGGACAUCUUUUGGCAAUGAAAAUAGAACUUCACUUAAGCGGGGAGAUAUCCUUAAAAUUGCAUCCUGGAACCUGCUUUUCUCUGUUCCCGCUGCCGCCGCUCGUGCCUCCGCCGCUCUCGCCUAUUUGCAGACCAUGUUUGGCCAAGAACCUCACAACCUCGUGGUAAUGCUCCAAGAACUCCGCCGAGAAUCACUAGAAGCUAUCCUAGAGGACAAGUGGGCUCGACAAAACUUCUCCCUCUCUGAUACGGAGCCACCAGGCUUCCAUUAUGCAGACGACGAAUCCUUUGACCGGAAACCCAGCCGCAUACCCAGCGGAUAUUUCACUCUCAUGAUGGUUUCGCGGAAUUUGCCGAUAUCGAACUGCUUCCGUGUCCCCUUUGUCUCUGAAAUGGGGAGAGAUGCCCUUGUGGUUGACAUUCCCGUAUCCGAGGACCACGACCCCGAAACACCAAAACGGUCACUUCGCCUGUGCACAACGCACCUUGAAUCGCUCUACACGGGAAGAGAGCUCCGUUUUCUCCAACUCGUCCAAGUAUCAGCGCUCCUGAAAGGCAACUCGUCGUCUCAGGGGCAGAGAAUCUACGGCGGGCUGGUUGGCGGCGACAUGAAUUCGACCGACGUGUCCGAGCACAAUGCUCACCGAGCACCCGAGGUCGGCCUGAAGGACGUCUGGGAGGAUGAGCCGGCGCCGACACCGCCGGGCAGAAAGCCCUUCCAAAAAGAUCUCACAUAUGGUAAAGCCAGGGGAAAUACGUGGGGCUACCAAUGCAACGGAGCUAAAUCGAGAAGACGGCUGGACAAGUUUCUCUACACAGGGUCCAUCGAGACGUUUGCGCUGAGCGAAGCUCAGGACACCACUGGGAAAUUGGGUCGCUUUGGAAUCGGGCUGAAAACCAAAGUCGGGUCGAAUGAUGUUUGGGUCAGCGACCACUUUGGGAUCGCUGUAGGUAUUAAGAUUGUCUGAGGGCUUGAAUCCUGAUAGAUAGGUUCGCUCGCACUUCCUCCGGAGUGAUCUUUCCAAAGUACGGCUUGUACACGAUAUCAUGGUAGAAUAAAUAUGCCCACCCUUAUAUAUUAAAAGGGGUUGUAGGUAAUGAGAUACAUAACUACUGACAGAACUAUAUUGCGGUUCUUAUGUUAAGAGGUAGAUAAUAAUUAUACUAAUAAUUAAUUCUAA